Messenger RNA from Macrobrachium nipponense, 2038 nucleotides. It is a transcript of the gene Ercc1, whose product is annotated as DNA excision repair protein ERCC-1-like. Lineage: Eukaryota; Metazoa; Arthropoda; Malacostraca; Decapoda; Palaemonidae. Gene Ontology annotation, cellular component: nucleotide-excision repair factor 1 complex; nucleus; ERCC4-ERCC1 complex. Gene Ontology annotation, biological process: UV-damage excision repair; mitotic recombination. Bases 592 to 1254 code for a protein of 220 amino acids. Gene Ontology annotation, molecular function: single-stranded DNA binding; damaged DNA binding. The transcript is spliced from 6 exons. The record is from RefSeq and is a predicted model, not a curated record.
UGGCCCACACCGGAACAGGAAGGGAGUAUGUCCCGAUGAGUUUGUUCUUCAGGUCCCCGUAGGUUAUCUGACCAGCCUGUGUGUCCAACCACGGGGUGAUGUGGCAGGUGACGGAAAAUUUGUGUGGCACGGGAUCAGGAAGGACGUACGGGAGUGGGCCAAGAGGUGUGUGGCUUGCCGAUCAAGCAAAAUCAGCCGACACACGGAAUCAGGCGUGGAUUUCCAGCAACCAAGUACUGUUUGUUCAGCAAUGUCUAAUAAUGAAGAAACCCCAUCUAAUGCAGGAAGCAAAAGUCAGCGCCUGAAAGCAGUGUAAAGUCAGGUUACAUUGAUGUCGUAAAAGGUUCAUGAAAUCAAAAAUCAGCAUUUUCUGAGGCCUUUAGUGGAUUGAAGAAAUCAGAAUUUUAUGAAGAGCCCCCAGAAGAACUGAAAAAAUCAUCAGAGGCAGUAGAUGGGAAAGCAUUCUCUGGUGGUGGAAAACUAUCAAGCAAAAACUGUGUGAUUGUUAGCUCUAGACAGAGAGGAAAUCCCAUAAUAAAAUCAAUUCGAAAUGUCCCAUGGGAAUAUGGAGAAAUUGUACCAGACUAUGUGAUGGGAGCAACCACCUGUGCCUUGUUUUUGAGUUUACGAUACCAUAACCUCAAUCCAAAUUACAUCCAUGAUAGACUCAAACAACUUGGCCAUCAGUAUGAACUUCGAGUGUUGCUUAUUCUUGUUGAUGUUAAAGACCCUCACCAUGAACUGAAACAUCUUACAAAAAUAUGUGUAAUGGCAGAUAUGACUAUGAUGCUUGCGUGGGAUCAAGAAGAAGCUGGAAGAGUGAUUGAGGUAUACAAAAUGUUUGAGCAUAAACCACCAGACAUGAUUAUGGAAAAACAUGAAACUAACCCGUAUGCCGUGCUUAUUGAUACUCUGACAACAGUCAAGUCAGUUAAUCGUACAGAUGCAAUGACUUUACUUUCUACAUUUGGAUCUCUGGAGAAAAUUGUUGGAGCUUCACAAGAUGAGCUGGCUAUGUGUCCAGGUCUGGGACCUCAGAAAGCUGCUAAACUUUACAGGGUAUUGCACCAAUGUUUCAAAAAAACACAGACCCAUCAAAAAAGAUCAAAUCAACAGGUAUUAGGUAUUAAAGGCUCACCUCAGAAAUCUGGAACAUCUGUUACUGAAGGUACUUCACCCAAAAAAGCAAAAGCAUCCUCAAGUGAUGAUUCUUCAACACAAAAUUCAGAAAUGGCAAACAAUGCUACAGAUUAACAGGUAAAAUAUUUAAGGUACAUAUUUGGUAAAUUUAAAUUAGUUUUUUUAUUGAAUGUAUGAAGAUGUUAACCUAUUUUAAUUUUAAGCUGUUCUAAUAUUUUCUAAUAUUUUUGACACAGCAACUUGUAUUUAAGUAAAAGAGACAUGUUUGUCUGUUUAACUGCUGUGAUUUUUUUAGAUAAUAUUGUCUCAAGAAGUCCUAUAAUAUUGCAUAUGUGCGAGUGAAAACCAAAUGGUAUGCCUAACUUAAUUUUAGUAUUUACAAUAUAUAUUUAUUGUACUUUUUAAAAAGUGUUUAUUUUGCUACUAUUUACAAAUGUUUAUACUUCACAAAUUCUUGGGUCUAUAAUUAUUUUGUAAGCAUCUUUGAGGAAUCAAUUAAGGCCACGAAUACUCAAUAAAAUUUAUGUAAUGCAACCUUCAUCUAAUCACUGCAUGCUAAAUGUUUACCGGACAGUACCUGCUUAAGCUAAAUUAUUAUUAACACUGUUGAUCCAAAAAUAUACAAGAGAAACUUGUGUAAGUUCUGAAUGUAUUUUACUAUAUAAACACUAUAUUACGUGUAUUACUACUAUACUACUCUAAUGCAGUGUAAAUGGUAAAUAUAGAUAGGGUACAGUGGACACCCGUAUUCGCAGGAGAUUCGCAGGUACCAGCACAUCCCGGUGAAUAGUUAAAAUCCACGAAUGCUUAGAGUCCCCUUUAAUAAUGCUUAUAACUGCCUAUCUUGAAAGUUCAAAUACCAAAUGUAUACCUUAAAUAACAUCCUACAUCAAAUAAA